This is a messenger RNA of Argiope bruennichi, 2927 nucleotides long. RefSeq lists its product as uncharacterized. Bases 276 to 2576 code for a protein of 766 amino acids. The transcript is spliced from 3 exons. Gene Ontology annotation, cellular component: Cajal body. Lineage: Eukaryota; Metazoa; Arthropoda; Arachnida; Araneae; Araneidae. Gene Ontology annotation, biological process: protein desumoylation; Cajal body organization. The record is from RefSeq and is a predicted model, not a curated record. Gene Ontology annotation, molecular function: SUMO binding.
GUUUUCAUUGACGUGACUGUUGGGUUACCGACCGAAAAUCUUCUUGGCGUCAGAAAAAUCGCCCAAAAAUCAAGGGGCACCCAAUCGUUAAACAUUUACCAUGAAAUCAAGCAUUCAGUUAUUGCCUUAUAAUAACAUGGAUAAUAACAGUUGAAGGCUUUGCAACUAACUGCCUGUUAAAAAGAGAAAUCUGAAUAUCUUAAAAGAAAUUGAAAUAUUUGUUACGACUCCCUGAUGCAGCUGAAUCCUGUGUUCUAGGAACUAAAUAUUAGAAAAUGAAUAAUAAUCAACGAAAUGAAAUAUUAACCAGAAGAUAUGCUAGUAAUUACUUCCAUCUGAACUUUCAGAAUAAUUCUAAUCUUUGCUGGCUGAAUUCAUCAAUGUCAUUGUUAGCUUACAACAAGUCUCUACUCCCUUUUGUUAAUGACUAUUCCACAAAAGCUGCUACAAUUAUUAAAGGCUAUGAAAGUGCUAUUUCUGUUUAUAAUGAUCGUUUCAAUGAAAGUACCAUGGAAGAAAAACUGCAGAAAGCAAAGCAGAUAAUGCAAAAAAUUCAAGACAUUGUACUUCAGUACUUGAAACCAAUCCUGAAGUAUAAGGAAGGACAGCCAGAUUCAGCAUUUUGUGCUCUUCUGAAUUUGAUCAAGGAGAAUGAACAAAUAAAAAAUUUGUUCCUUGUGAAAUAUGCUUCGAUUAGAAACUGCAAAAAAUGUUUAUUCUCACAAGUAAUGGAUUCGGAGAAAACAAUUAUCACAUUGCCAAAGGUUAGGGCAUUUAAACCAGAUUCUCUUGUCUCUCUGUAUAAGUGUCAUAUUUGUGGUGCUUUGGAUGAAGAACUUGAAAUCAAAUAUAAAACCUUGCCUCAGUGUUUGAUUUUUCAUUUUGAAAAUGGAGUUGGAGAACGCUGGAUUGAAAAUGGAGUUGGAGUUGGAGAACGCUUUCGCGUACCACUUGAAUUUAAUUUAAAUAAUCGUACAUAUGAGUUAUCUGGCUUGAUAGAAUUCAGAAAAGGCGGAAUUAAUCACUUUGUGACUUGGAUAAGAGAUAUUUUAUCCAAUCAGUGGCUUGAACGGAAUGAUUUGGAAAGUGAUAUUUUGAGUUUUAGGAAGAAACUACCAGGUAUUGCACUUCAAGAUUUUUACAUCGUCAUGUAUGAAGCUCUAGAUAACAAGGGGAGUGUUUCUGUAGAUGCUGCUAAUAUCAGUCGAGUGGAUUUAGAUGAUACAAGUUCAUAUAUUCCUAUCAUUGACUUGUCAGAUGAUGAAGAGGAAUUUGACAAGAACAAUCAAACAGAAAAGAAUGCAUCUAAUUUGCCCUUAAUGGGAAGCUUGCCUAAGUAUGAUGAAACUUACAGUUAUAGUAAUAAUAAAGAAAUGUUAAAACGACCAGAUGAGAUUUUUUCAGAUCGUAUUUCUGUUACACAAAGUGUUCUAGAAUCAUUAACAAAAAUUAAAUUAUCUGAAGAAUUCCCAAAAAAUGAAGGACAAAUGGAUGUGUUUUCGAAAUCAAUCAACAAUAAUUCGCAACAUAAUGACAAAAAUGAGUUUAAAGAGCAAAAUAUAAAACAAUCUCUGCUUAAAGAUAGUAUUGUUGUACACAAGAGAGAUGAAGGUAAAUCCUUUGUUUUUCAUAAUACUGAAAUAGCAUCCUUUGCCAAGCCAGCUUUGGAAAAUAAUGUAAAAACUUCAAAAGGGAACUCUGGGAAAACUUUGGUUAGAACAACUUCCAGUAUUGAAAUACUGGAAAUACAGACAAACAUAAAAGACAAUAGUUUUGGAAAAAAAGAUAUUCCAUCUGCAUUUGCAGAAAAUUUUCUAGGAGGAGAUCAUACCAUUUCUUCAAGUAAAAAUGAUGCUAUCUUGACAAAAAAUCCUGUUGCAUAUCAGGAUAAUAAUGUUUUGAUAGAAGAAUCAAACGAUCUUAAUAUGAAGGAGCCUAUUAAUGCAGCAGAAGAUGAAUCCUCUGCAAAUGACGCUGUAUCAACGUGUCCUAAGAAAUUGAUGAAAAAGUUUGCAUCAAAAUAUGAAGAGAUUGUUGUGGAGAAAACAAAGCCUGUUGCAGUAAAAAAAAAGAAAACUUAUUCUAAAUCAAUUCUGAAACGAAAAGCUGGAAAAACAAAUUAUUUGAAAACAAAAGUUAGAAGAGUCGAGACAGUUCGCAAGAGGCUCAGAAAAAUAAAAAUGCCAUGUAGUGUUUGCAAUGAAUGUGCGAACACUACAGGAAAAGCUAAGGUAAAAACUGUUUCCAAAAGGACUUUUAAGACUGAAAACAUAAGAAAGAAAUACAAAACGCAUACAACUACAAAAGUUUAUUCAGGUGUAUCAAGCAUUGGAUCACAGAAGACCACAAAAAAGAAACUUUCAGAUGAUAUUAAUGCAGGUAAUGAUGCAAAGGCAGGGAACUCUGAUCCUCCAAAUGAAUGUUCUUCUGGGUUAACAAAUAAGAACCUUAACUCAGGUUAUGAUGUUGCUGGAGAUACGAUUCAUAAGAGGCCGAGAAAAAUGACGCGAUGUAGGUUUUGCAGUGACGAUAGUAAGGUAGAAACUGUUCAAAGAAAAGCAAAAAGAGCAACUUGAUAUUAAUGUAGAUUAUGAUUCAAAAGCAGGGAAGUCAAAUGUGUUUUUCCACUACACUUACAUUACAUGUUAUCAGUGCAAGUCAAAUAAGUCAACAUGAGUUAAGCAAGCAAGUCAACAAAUAAAAACAAUUUUGAUCCUGAAAAUACUGGAGACAAGAUUCAACUGCAAAGUUAUUAUCUCAAUCUAGUAAUGUGCAUAAACAUCAGACAAGAAACUUGGUCCCUUGUAUGUAUUCAUCUGUAUUAUAUAAAACAUUUUUACAAUAUUGAAUUUGCUACAGUCAUAAUCUCUGUUAUGCAAUGUUUAAAUGUACAUAUUAUUGUAUUAAAAAUACGUAUUCUUAAAUUU